AUGGAAAAAGAAACUCCAGCAGCAAUAACCAUCUUCCCCCUCGAAGGUGGUUGUGCAUGCGGACAAGUCCGCUAUCGCCUCGAAACACGCCCACUAAUCGUCCACUGCUGCCACUGUACAUCCUGUCAACGCGAAACAGGCACCGCAUUCGCCAUAAAUGCCGUGAUCGAAUCAACACUCGUCACACGCCUACCCCCAGCACCACCAUCAGUGCCUGCAUCGAGGACCCAGGCCAUAAAACCCGCCGGACCACCAUUGACUCGAGGCGAGGACGAGGACUCUACCGAGCUUAAAACUAUAAAAACACCAUCAGAAUCAGGAAGAGGUCAACAAAUUGUCAGAUGUCGGACUUGUCAAGUUGCCGUGUGGUCUCAUUAUGGUGCUGCUGGUUCUCGGACUAGGUUUAUGCGUGUGGGGACGCUGGAUGAGGCGUGGAAGGUACAGCCUGAUGUGCAUAUUUAUACGCAGAGCAAGAGAAGCUUUUUCAAGUUGGAUGGGUUGAUUCCGGAAUUUGAGGAGUUUUAUCCGAUGAAGGAGGGUGUUUGGAGGGAAGAGAGUAUUGGUAGAUGGGAGGUGCAUAUGAAAUCUGAUGACAAGGCAUAG
Molecule: messenger RNA, 603 nt
Organism: Penicillium subrubescens
Lineage: Eukaryota; Fungi; Ascomycota; Eurotiomycetes; Eurotiales; Aspergillaceae
Product: GFA family protein
Exons: 1
Coding region: 1-603 (200 amino acids)
Molecular function (GO): carbon-sulfur lyase activity
Source: RefSeq, a predicted model, not a curated record